Talaromyces stipitatus ATCC 10500 is the source of this 1502-nucleotide messenger RNA. RefSeq names its product saccharopine dehydrogenase Lys9, putative. Bases 82 to 1434 code for a protein of 450 amino acids. Gene Ontology annotation, molecular function: saccharopine dehydrogenase activity. Lineage: Eukaryota; Fungi; Ascomycota; Eurotiomycetes; Eurotiales; Trichocomaceae. The transcript has 4 exons. Gene Ontology annotation, cellular component: cytoplasm. The record is from RefSeq and is a predicted model, not a curated record.
AAUUUUAUGAUAUCCAUCCCCUCCGAAUCAAUACAUACGACGAAUUGUCUUUCUUCACUCAUUACAACUAUAUAGAAUACAAUGGGCAAGGAUAUCACUGGAUCAAAGGUCCUUCUUUUGGGCUCUGGCUUUGUUGCCAAACCCACUGUCGAUGUUUUGGAUCAAGCUGGUGUUGAGGUUACUGUCGCCGCCAGAAACCUAAACAACGCCCAGAAGCUUGCUUCUGGCGGAAAGCACACCAAGGCAAUCUCCCUUGAUGUCAACGAUGACGCUGCCUUGGACAAGGAGCUCGAGAAGGUUGAUCUCGUCAUCUCUCUCAUUCCUUAUACCUACCACGCCCAGGUCAUCAAGGCCGCUAUUCGCACCAAGAAGAAUGUCGUGACAACCUCCUACGUUUCUCCGACCAUGAAGGAGCUCGAGGAGGAUGCUAAGAAGGCCGGUAUCACAGUCAUGAAUGAAAUUGGAUUGGAUCCUGGUAUCGACCAUCUGUAUGCCGUCAAGACAAUCACCGAAGUCCACAACGCCGGAGGCAAAAUCAUCUCCUUCCUCUCCUACUGCGGCGGUCUCCCCGCUCCCGAGGACUCCGACAAUCCUCUUGGCUACAAAUUCUCGUGGUCCAGCCGCGGUGUGCUUUUGGCUCUCAGCAACCCGGCCAAAUAUUACAAGAACGGUGCCGAAUUCAGUGUCACCGGAAAGGAACUCAUGGGCGAAGCUAAGCCCUACUACAUCUACCCCGGUUACGCAUUCGUUGCUUACCCUAACCGCGACUCCACUCCUUACCGUGAGCGUUACAACAUCCCCGAAGCUCAAACCGUUGUUCGCGGUACACUCCGUUAUCAGGGAUUCCCUCAAAUGAUCAAAGCACUUGUCGACAUUGGUUUCCUCAGUGAGACAGAGUACGACUUCCUCAAGACCCCUAUCCCCUGGAAGGAAGCCACAAAGCAAAUCCUUGGCGCCACCUCCGACAAGGAAUUGGACUUGCUAUGGGCCAUCAGCUCGAAAACUACAUUCCAAGACAACGACGAGCGUGAUCGCAUCCUGGCCGGAUUACGUUGGAUCGGUCUCUUCUCCGACGACCUCAUCACCCCUCGCAACAACCCGCUCGACACUCUAUGCGCCACCCUCGAACAAAAGAUGCAAUACGGCCCUGGGGAACGAGACAUGGUUAUGCUCCAACAUAAAUUCGAAAUCGAAAACAAGGACGGUUCCCGCGAAACCCGUACCAGCACAUUGGUCGAAUACGGCGAUCCGAAGGGAUACUCCGCCAUGGCGAAAUUGGUAGGUGUUCCUUGUGGUGUUGCCGUCAAGUUUGUGCUUGAUGGUACGAUCAAUGAGAAGGGUGUUUUGGCGCCGAUGAGUAUGGAGCUUUGUGCGCCUUUGAUUAAGACGCUUAAGGAGGAGUAUAGUAUUGAGUUGAUUGAGAAGACUUUGUAGAUGUCUUAAUUAGAAUAUCCAAAAUGAGGACUGAAUUUCAGAGUUGAUACUACAUUCUUAUUUGCUUU